CGACCAACUUGAACUUGCGCAAAACGUCUACUUCGAGCGCGUACAUUAACGCGGCUCAAAGCAACACAAUCGUAAACAUCAACCAUUCCAUUAACAACCAUUCUAGUAAUAAACUUUCUAAUAUCUUUCCUUCUUCUUCCUCUUCCCCUUCUUCCCCGGACGCCGCUCUCGCCGACGAGCUCGAUUAUAUUACUGUAUCAGCUCCAGUAGAAUCUCAAUCUCAUAUUCCUCGUUUUCCCCGUCCAGUCGAUAAGGCUUCUCGUAUUUUAGGAAUUGCUCAUCGCAAGUCCAUGGAGCCCAUUCCGGCUUCAACCCGCACGUCUAUCGUGUCAACUCGUUCAGCACCUUCAACUCCAACUCAACAUGCCCCAACCCUUCCUCUCACUUCUCUCUACGUCGUCUCGGGACUUCCAAAGAGUCCACAUACAUGGACUCUUGCCGACCCCGAUGCCGUCCUAGGUUUAUCUCAUUCAGAGGGUGCAGUCGCCCGCUGGUGGAGGCCCGAGGUUCUCGGUAGCACCGUGAGCCCAGGUGCCGGUGGCGGCAAGAAAAAGAAGAAAGCAAAUAAGGGCGAGAGUACCGAGAUCCUCAAGGGUGCAGGUGCUCUAUCAAAAGCUGAAGUAGGGAAAAUGCUAUCAAAAGCGCUUAAGCUCUCGUUCACGCGUGAAGUUGAAAUUAUCGCAUCAACCCUCCAGCCAGCGAGCACAAUCCAUACUUUUACUUUCACCCUUCCUGCCCCUUCCACUCCCCUCGCACCUGCUCCUUCUGAAGUGGGCUUACUUCGAGCCUCAGUCCUCACAGGAACGGAUCGUUCCUCCGCAGCCCCCACAUUCUCCUUCCCUUACACUGACGACCCCUUUCUCAAUGCCCGUCCUUCAUCAGCAUACCUCGGUCCACCGAGCGUCCUUCAACCUCCACCGGCAUCCCCCGCAUCUCCCAUGUUUGAAAAACAAGCGUCAGGAGGUAAUGGUGCAACAGUUACCUACCAUGGUGUCUGUCUCACCGUAUGGAGCCAUGCUGAUGCUGAGAGAAGUUCGGCCAUUCGCCGCACUCUCGAAGCAGGUCGUGCGCGCAAGGAGAGUGCACAAUCACUAGUGGCUACUCGACUAAGGGCCUUGCGCUCCGCACCGGGGUCUUCUCAGUCCGGAGAUCCAGGUACUGACGGUGAGACCGACGGCGAGGGUGCCGAAACUGACGCGGGUGCUAUUAGCGAGAGCGACUACGACGUCGCAAGUACCGUAGGCGGCCACGGUCCUGGUGAGAGUACCUUGUUCUUACCUGGUGAUACUGUGUUCUGGCUCCCUUAUGCACUGACUCUGGUGUCGCGUCAUCCGAUCUACGACCUCAUGCGUGACUAUUUAACCCUCUCCUGGGCACGUUUCUCUAAAGACGUCCAGUCGCACACCUUGCAGAUCUCCAAAAUCUUAGCCCACCCCGCUCCACGCGCUGGUGAUCUCAUCAAGCUUGAUGCUUCCUCCACACCCAUGCCUUCGCAUACCUCCCCGCAGACCGACGACACGAACCUCGAAGUCAUUGCGCGCUUCCCUGGUGGCUUGGACUUUGGCCGCGGUCUCGUGGACAUCAAUUUUACAAUGUGGCCCCUAUUCAAGUGCCUGAAUAUUGAUAACAUUCUCACUAUAUGUGAAAUUGCCCUGGCGCCGACGGGUCGCAUCCUAUUCUACUCUAGGCAUCCCGCUAUGCUCGGAAUCGCGGUGUGCACGAUCAAGUACCUUGUUGAGUUGCGCGGCUGGUCUGGGAUUGCCCUACCUGCUGUCCACGCCCGAGAUGCUAAGAUCUACAUCGAUGACCCCGGACCAUGGAUUCUCGGUCUCGCUACCGAAACGAGGUACAGCGUUCGUCCGGAUCCGGAGGUCUGUGUAGUUGACCUAGACAUCAACUACCUGAGCUGUCCAUCUCCCCCUCCUGGCGUAGUGUCUGCUAAGCAGCAAAGAGACAAAUAUAGGCAGCGCCUGCUCACUGCAUUCGAGCCUCAUUAUCAUCCUGAUCAUAGCGUGCCUUCGGAGUUCAAGGAAGCCUUUCCUGCAGGUCGAUUCCGCCCUGUCUGCAAGAUUCAGGCGAAACGCGGUGGUGAGACUGCUGCUGUCGCAGACACAAUCAAGGCCCCUGAGUGGUGGCACUCCACGCGGAUUAUCCAAGCCUUUGAUAGCGUGCUGCAGGACAAGUUCAAGAAACCUUCGUUCCUCAAGCGCCUCUCCUCCUUCGGCGCAGCUCGCCGUAUCCCUAAGCUCACUCCUGCCGAGCAGCACAUUCAACUCUCUAUUCGCAAGCGUGCGACGGCGUUUGUCGACGCCCGUGACGACCUUGAGACGAAGAUCGGCCGUCUUUCUCGUCGUCUCAACUUCCUUAUGACGGAAGCAGAUUUAUGGCGGGACAAGUUCGUCACGUUCGAGCAAUAUGCGGAGCGCUUGAGUGCCGAGGCUGGCCAAUUGCGUAGCAAGAUCGGAAAGGAGCAAAGAGAGACGAAGCGCCUGAGUGGUUUAGUCCACCUCACAGCUGCUGAGAAGGCGAAAUUGCAAACACAGCUGCAAGAUACGGAGCGUGCACACAAGGAAGCUCUUGUUGAGCUGGAACACAUGCGCGAGACUAUGGAGAGGAUGGAGGAAGAACGUGCGGAGAUGGUUGCUGAGGUCGAAGCCCAGAUCGAGCGUGCACUUGCUUCCAUGGCUGUUGACGUCGAAGAGUCUGAGUAUGAAGGCGACCUGGCAUCCCGUCCAGGAUCCCGCAUGUCAGCAGCGAGGUCUACGGCAAGUGGGUCACGCUCACGGAGAUCCAGUGACGCCGUCAAAGACGGUUCAGUCAACGGUGCAUCCAGAUUGCGCAGCUUCGGGACGGAAUCCACACUUGCGGAACAAUACGAGAAUGGUGAUGAGACGCUUGUACACGGAAAGAGUGAUCGUGAGACUGACACGAUUGCGGAAGAAGACGAGACGCCAUCGUCACCCGCUAAGAAGAAGCGCUUCUCCGCAACUCAGGCUGAGAUGGUGCAGGAUGGUAUGAUGGCCGUCGACGAGGGUAUCAGUGAGAGGAGUGAUAGAAUCGCGCAGAAAGUAUUGCAGAUCCAGCAGAAGCUCGAGACUGCACUAGCCUCCGAACGGGUUCAAGAAUGGAAGAACAGCAACGACUCUGAUGUCGUUCCUGUUCGCGCACGUCCGCCCAAAGGAACGAAGCUAGUGAAUAACCCUCCUGGUAAAGCGAAAAGGAGAGCUCGUAGCAACACCGCAUCCUCAACGCAAACAACGCAAACCAGUACCAUCACCCGUCGCUCAGUAGAUACCAUAUCUCCUUCGGCUACCCCUCGCCGGACAUCUUCUCCCCGGGCGGAACAGAGAUCCCCUGGGCACUCACCUCCCACUCCUGCCCUUACACCUGCUAUCGGCUCCAUCACAGAUGACUCGGAUACUGAGUUUCAGAGUGCUUAUUCUACAAGUCCUCGAGAUAGCUACGUCAGUUUUGAUGGUCACCAAACUCCUCACUACCACGAUUCUGACGAUUCCACUGAGUCCACUGAUCAAACUGUCAAAUACGGGAAAAUCGCUUCUCAGUUCACAAAAGCGCCUGUUAGGGAACGAGUGUCUAGCACAGCGACGGCAAUUCUUCAAUCUAGUCCAUCUCUUGGCGAGGAUAUAGUCGUGUCGAAAGGGCGGGUCCUUGGACAGCAUGUCUGACUGCAAUCAACAGGUCUAGAUUUAUACCUAUGGAUAAUACCCACCUUUGCAUCAUCGUUAUCGUCAUUUUGGGUUGUCCAUUUCCAACUCCCACCACGCUCGUUGCUUUCUAAUCAUCUGUCGUAUUUGUUCCAUCGGAUUACACGCGAUUCAGCUUCAUCGCAUAUAUUAUGAUCUACUUGUGCAUAGUACA
Suillus paluster is the source of this 3879-nucleotide messenger RNA. RefSeq names its product DENN domain-containing protein. The record is from RefSeq and is a predicted model, not a curated record. Gene Ontology annotation, cellular component: cytoplasmic vesicle. Gene Ontology annotation, biological process: regulation of Rab protein signal transduction. Bases 291 to 3686 code for a protein of 1131 amino acids. The transcript is spliced from 13 exons. Lineage: Eukaryota; Fungi; Basidiomycota; Agaricomycetes; Boletales; Suillaceae.